GCCGGACUUUAGUUGUGGACGGGCGGCGCGGUAAGUCAUGGCGCUGGAUGCUCGCAGGCGGUUUUUUAAACUCCUCAUGCGCCUCGGCGCCAUCAUCCUUACACGGUUCCCCUUCUGGAAUUGCUUCAGCAUGUUGAUGCUGUUUGCAGAACGAGCUGAUCAGCGCAGGAAGCCAGAUAUUCCUGUGCCAUACCUCUAUUUUGAUAUGGGUGCUGCAGUUAUCUGUGCCAGUUUCAUGUCCUUUGGUGUGAAGAGGCGAUGGUUUGCUUUGGGAGCUGCCCUUCAAUUGGCUAUCAGCACAUAUGCAUCAUACGUUGGAGAACAAGUGCACUAUGGGGACUGGCUUAAGGUAAGAAUGUAUUCCAGGACUAUAGCUGUAAUUGGAGGAUUUCUGAUUUUGGCAAGUGGAGCUGGUGAGGUAUAUCGGCAGAAACCUCGUACAAGGUCACUACAGUCCACCGGGCAAGUGUUUCUUGGCAUCCACCUUAUUUGUGUGGCUUACUCCCUUCAGCACAGUAAGGAGGAUCGCCUGGCCUAUCUGAAUCACAUCAUAGGAGGUGAAAUUACACUGCAGUUGUUGUUUGUACUUUAUGCUGUGCUGGCUUUGUCUUUCCUCUCUGGAUACUGUGUUCGGACUGCAGCCCAGAUGCUUUCUAUUCUUAUGCCUAUUGUAGUUCUGUUUAUUGAUGGAAAUGUGGGCUAUUGGCACCAUUCUCGUCGGGUUGAAUUUUGGAAUCAAAUGAAAUUGCUUGGGCAGAAUGUGGGCAUUUUUGGUGCUGCCAUCAUUUUGGCCACAGAUUGCUAAUGAUUUU
Molecule: messenger RNA, 812 nt
Organism: Mobula hypostoma (lesser devil ray)
Lineage: Eukaryota; Metazoa; Chordata; Chondrichthyes; Myliobatiformes; Myliobatidae
Gene: tmem101
Product: transmembrane protein 101
Exons: 4
Coding region: 38-805 (255 amino acids)
Biological process (GO): positive regulation of canonical NF-kappaB signal transduction
Source: RefSeq, a predicted model, not a curated record